AUGACCCAGAGACGUCAGCCUGCCAUACAUCCAUUACUUCCCUCAAGUGGAAGGACGUCCCUGUGGACGAAGCAGCCUCAUUCACGGCCUGUCCUAUCCCUCUCGACGAGCGACAGUACGCCUCCUGAAGCAGAAAUUCGUGUGGCACAGCAUCUCCAGAGACGCAAAGGACUGGUUCGAUCCGUCACCGCCUGUCAAACCUCCAAAAUUCUGCGACAUACCGAAAUGGGCCCCGGAUCUUUCCACCAGCCGCAGAGGCGUUUUGCACACAUCCAUGUCGACAUAGUAGGUCCCCUACCGCCAUCAGGACAUCGUUACCUCUUCACCGUAGUGGACCGUUCAACUAGAUGGCCCGAAGCUAUUCCUAUGUUCAAUGCCAGUUCCGCCUCCUGCGCCGCCGCUCUGCUCUCCGGGUGGAUUUCGAGAUUCGGCAUCCCUGCCCACGUAACGUCCAACCGGGGCACCUCUUUCACUUCGCAGCUCUGGACAUCCCUGGGGCAGCUAUUGGGCACCUCCAUUCAUCACACCACGGCUUACAACCCGGAAGCUAAAGGCAUGGUAGAGCGUUUCCACAGAACUCUGAAAGCUGACCUGAUGUCUCGAUGUAGCAACUCAGUCGACGACAUCGCCAGACCUACAGGCCACCCGAACACCGUUACGUCCCCAAAGAUCUACGCACGACGAAGUAUGUUUUCCUCCACACCGACGCCCACAACGCCUCCCCUCACCCUUCCCUGCUCUGGCCCAUAUGAAGUCAUUGAGAGAAAGGAGAAGGCAUUCCUGCUGCGGAUCAAAGGCGCCAACGAUUGGAUCUCGAUAGAUCGCCUAAAACCAGCGUAUCUUCAUGACGACGACCCCCCUCCAGUACGGUUCUCCAGGGCGGGCCGCCCCCUCUCACAUACCAUGGGGCAUCUUCGCUGA
Molecule: messenger RNA, 921 nt
Organism: Penaeus monodon (black tiger shrimp)
Lineage: Eukaryota; Metazoa; Arthropoda; Malacostraca; Decapoda; Penaeidae
Exons: 3
Coding region: 1-921 (306 amino acids)
Biological process (GO): DNA integration
Molecular function (GO): nucleic acid binding
Source: RefSeq, a predicted model, not a curated record